Molecule: messenger RNA, 727 nt
Organism: [Torrubiella] hemipterigena
Lineage: Eukaryota; Fungi; Ascomycota; Sordariomycetes; Hypocreales; Clavicipitaceae
Source: the annotation of a GenBank genome assembly
GCCCUGUUUGCGAAUGCUAUAUUUAAACACUGCCCCUUUGCUUUCUUCGCUACUUGGUAUUUUAUUAAUACAUCAUUAACUUGUAUACUUGACUAUAUAAGAUACCACUUAUUUUAUUAAACACUUCACAAUGGCUGCUCCUCAACUACCCCUCAUCAACCCGCCUAUCGGGCAGUUCAACCGAACCAUUGCGAGCGUCCCCGAAACCAUUAUUCUCAAGGAAAAAGUGUUGUCGCUAUCGGGCGAUAGCUUUGAUAUCAAGACUGCGGCAGGAGAACCCCUUCUCAAGGUCAAGGGAAGACAUGCUACUCUUUCAGGUCGCAAGUCGGUGUACGACAUGCAGGACAACCACAUGUUCGACCUCUUCAAGGAGCACUUCCAUCUUCACAGCACAUAUGCUGCAGAGACACCGGAGAAGCAUCGCUUCCUCGAGAUUAAGAGUUCUAUCAAAUUGUUUGGCUCCAAGGCCACAGGCACAUUUACAGCUCCGGAUGGCCAAGUGCACACAUUUACGAUGCGAGGCGAUUGGCUCGACUCGACCGCCGAAAUUAUUCUAGGUGAAGAUAAGAGCGGUCCUAUUGCUGCUGUUAUUGAUCGCAAGUUCUUCAAUAAGCGCGAGUUCUUUGGCGGUCAGCAGACAUAUGCUGUCACUGUUGCGCCGGGCGUGGACAAGGCGCUGAUGGUGGCUCUUUGCAUCUCACUCGACGAGAAGCGAAAUGAGAAAUAA